UAUAUCUUCUUCCCUGGAAGCUAAGCUAGAAGUCAUAGCUUAGACUUUUCAAUCGCUAACCAAUCUGAUUAAUAAAAGAUAAUCAUCUAACUAAUUACGUACACCAGUCAAAAGAGAUUGGUCUCCCUGAAGUUGUAUAAAUGCCCCAUACAAACUCUUUCUUUUCCAGCAGCUCAACCCCUCUUCUGUUAUCACCAUUUCUCAUUCUACACUUACCAUCUUCAAGUCUUCCAAACAAAAUUUUCGAGAAACUCACGACAAAAUCAGUACGUUUGACGUUUUCGACGAUUGCAAGCAAGAGAUAUGCUCGUGGAAAUUAAUACAGGUACCGAGACAUUGGUGAAGAUAGGUAUGUUCCUGCUUGUUCAAGCUUUGGUGUACUUAAUCUUAUCAAAGUCCUCGAAUAUCUUCUCUAAAAACAUGAGAUCUCUCAGCAUCAAAACUGUUCGAUCAGCUAGUAUUCGGCGAAUUAUGGCUGCUCUUUCUGACCUACCUGCUGGUGACGAGCCUUCUCCUUCUUCAUCAGUUAAGGGUUUACAAUCACCCAAGGCACACAGUUUUACCAAGUCAGAUAAGAAUAACUGAAUUUGAACCAAGUGUGCUUAUUGUAAGUUUUCCAAUAGGCAAUAACAAUGAUUCAUUAAUCUAGAGAAGAUACGGCAUUUUGUCGUUUUCUGUAAAGGAAAAGUUACAGUAUGUAAUUUGAUGGCUCGUUAUUCUUUCUUUCUUUUUUUAAUAAAUAUUUGAUUUUUUUUGUCAAAGCAGUAAAUAUUUGAUUGUUAUUAUUUGAGUA
This is a messenger RNA of Papaver somniferum (opium poppy), 793 nucleotides long. RefSeq lists its product as uncharacterized. The transcript has a single exon. Lineage: Eukaryota; Viridiplantae; Streptophyta; Magnoliopsida; Ranunculales; Papaveraceae. The coding region runs from base 304 to 585 and encodes 93 amino acids. The record is from RefSeq and is a predicted model, not a curated record.